Molecule: messenger RNA, 201 nt
Organism: Nerophis lumbriciformis (worm pipefish)
Lineage: Eukaryota; Metazoa; Chordata; Actinopteri; Syngnathiformes; Syngnathidae
Source: RefSeq, a predicted model, not a curated record
AUGUCUAAAAACAGGAAAAUAGCGUUGAUAUUCGGAGGUUUUAUGACAGCCGUCGCUGCUGCGUUUUAUCCGAUAUUUUACUACCCGUUCACCCACAUAGAAGAGUACAGGGAAGUCCAAAAGGUGAACCGGGCAGGAAUUAAGCAAGCUGACGUGCAGCCUGUCGGUGUGAAGAUUUGGACCGAUCCAUUCAAGAAGUGA